AUCCUGAGAAGAAUAUACUAGCUAGUGCUUUAAAACAUUUCUAGUUCAGUUUAAGAAUGCCCUCAAGUUCUCCAAUCUUAGUAUUAUUCUUCUUGUCAGUGAUUUUAACGCUGCUUUUGGGUUCUGAUGCUGGUGGAAUAGCAAUCUAUUGGGGUCAGAAUGGAAAUGAAGGGACCUUGGCUGAGACUUGUGCCACUAGAAAUUAUGACUUUGUAAAUAUAGCUUUCCUGCCCACUUUUGGCAAUGGUCAGGCUCCUGUGAUCAACCUCGCUGGUCAUUGUGAUCCAUACAACUGCACAGGCUUAAGCUCUGAUAUUAAAUCAUGUCAAGCCAAAGGCAUCAAGGUGAUGCUCUCUAUUGGUGGAGGAGCUGGGAGUUAUUAUCUUGCAUCUACUGAGGAUGCUAGACAGGUUGCCACUUAUCUUUGGAAUAACUUCUUGGGUGGUCAUUCGUCAUCUCGACCACUUGGACCAGCUGUUCUAGAUGGGAUUGAUUUUGACAUUGAAGGAGGAACAAGCCAACACUGGGACGAUCUUGCGAGAUUCCUUUUAGCAUAUAGCAAGAAAGGUAAAAAAGUAUACUUAACUGCAGCUCCCCAGUGCCCAUUCCCUGAUGCAUGGAUAGGAAAUGCCCUUAAGACAGGACUUUUUGAUUAUGUUUGGAUUCAGUUCUACAACAAUCCUCCCUGCCAAUACUCCUCUGGAAGUAUUACCAAUCUUGAAGAUGCAUGGAAGCAAUGGACUUCAAGUAUUCCUGCUAAUAAGUUUUUCUUGGGAUUACCUGCUGCUCCUGCUGCAGCUGGAAGUGGAUUCAUCCCUGCAACUGAUCUCACUUCAAAAGUUCUUCCUGCAAUUAAGGGUUCUGCUAAAUAUGGAGGAGUCAUGCUAUGGUCCAAGUAUUAUGAUGAUCAAACUGGUUAUAGCAAGGCCAUCAAGGGCUCUGUCUAAAUGUCUUCUUCACAGCCUUGUGUGAAUAAAUCUCCUUAUCCUUGGGAGUUGAUAUAUAUAAAAUUAUGCUUUGUGCUAUAUAUGUAAAGCUUCAAAUAUAUGCAGAAUUGUGUGUUUUCUUGAUU
This is a messenger RNA of Manihot esculenta (cassava), 1072 nucleotides long. RefSeq names its product hevamine-A. NCBI's taxonomy places the organism in Eukaryota, Viridiplantae, Streptophyta, Magnoliopsida, Malpighiales, Euphorbiaceae. The record is from RefSeq and is a predicted model, not a curated record. The coding region runs from base 57 to 947 and encodes 296 amino acids. Gene Ontology annotation, cellular component: extracellular region. Gene Ontology annotation, biological process: carbohydrate metabolic process. The transcript has a single exon. Gene Ontology annotation, molecular function: chitinase activity.